GCCUUGUUUUGUUUAAGAUACCAUCCAGACUCGACAUGGGGUGCAGGAACUAGAUAGAUAGUCGAUAGAAAAUCAGGGGCACUGCCCCGCAUGCCUCCGCAAGCGAAGACCACCAAAAUAGCCGCGCAGUCAUCACAUCCCAGUGAUCAGAUUCAUCAACAUUCCAAGCUUCCAUCGGAUCGCAUCAUCUGAUUAGCAUACUGCACAAUGGCAUCCCAGCGAAUUCACCUCAUCGGACUAGGAAGCAUUGGGACUCUGAUCGCUCACUCGCUUCGCUCCCUCCCCGCACCCCCGCCCAUAACGAUUUUACUCCAUCGCGAAUCAGCGUACCAAGACUUUGUCUCUGGGGGGAGCAAGCUGCGUCUCCAAAUUGGAGAAAACGGGCCAACACAAGAGACCACCGGGUACGACGCCGAACUCCUACAGGGGGAAUCACCCAUCCAUCACCUAAUUGUAGCGGUCAAGGCGAGCGCAACCAUCCCCGCUCUCAGAUCGAUCCAGCACCGGCUCGGACGGCAUUCCGUGAUCUGUCUCUUCCAAAAUGGCCUAGGGCAAAUCGAAGAGCUCAAUGAGCGCCUAUUCACGGACCCGCUUACACGACCGACCUACAUGUUUGGCAUUAUGCGCCAUGGGGUCUACAUAAAAGCGCCGUUUGAAGCCGUGCUGGCGGGGCUGACCGGAUCAUGCGCUCUGGGGAUCGUCAACAAUGACCAACAGGCAUCCCCAUUAUCUGCUUCUUCGACAGUAUCCGCCCAAUCUCGAUUUCUCAUUAACCGGCUGGUCGAAGCACCGAUCGUCCGAAGCUCCGAACUGCCAUGGAUGGAGCUCCACCAGGCCCAGCUGCUGAAACUCGCGACCAACUGCGUGGUCAAUCCACUGACGGCAUUGCUGGACGUGCGGAACGGCUCGCUGCUAGCUAACUCCGAGCUGCAGGAGAUGCAACGUCAACUUCUCCAGGAGAUCUCGCUGGUGUUCCGUCGUCUUCCGGAGUUUCAGGGUCUGCCCGAUGUGGAGGAACAAUUCUCGGUGGCCAGACUCGAGGAGCAAUUGAUCGGGAACAUUGAGAAGACGGCCAGUAAUUCCAGCAGUAUGCGCGAGGAUGUACGAGCAGGUCGAGCGACAGAGAUUGCAUAUAUCAACGGAUGGAUAGUGCGACGGGGCCAGCAGUUGGGGCUGGACUGUCCUACGAAUCGGUGCCUGACCCAGCUAAUUCUGGCUAAGAGUAGCCAAGGGCGCUAAGCCGGCGAGAAUUUGGUGUGGGAAGGGGGCACUGGGUCCAAAUCAAACAAGCAUAAGCCCAGCAGGCUGAAUGGCCCACAGUCCGUUUUCAGUCCGCGGUAUCAGGGUUAGACCAGCAAUAAACCAGCACUCGCUAGAUAUCUACUACUCUGCUUCUCAUGAGCAUACUAGUAUGCCACAGAUCCAGAUAUGUCUUGGAUAAAUG
Aspergillus welwitschiae is the source of this 1444-nucleotide messenger RNA. Its product is annotated as ketopantoate reductase family protein. The transcript has a single exon. Gene Ontology annotation, cellular component: cytoplasm; mitochondrion. The record is from RefSeq and is a predicted model, not a curated record. Gene Ontology annotation, molecular function: 2-dehydropantoate 2-reductase activity; NADP binding. Bases 208 to 1239 code for a protein of 343 amino acids. Gene Ontology annotation, biological process: pantothenate biosynthetic process. Lineage: Eukaryota; Fungi; Ascomycota; Eurotiomycetes; Eurotiales; Aspergillaceae.